UCCAAAUGCGGUCACUCUGAUGACAAAUCAUAUUUGCGCGUACAAUAUUAAAAAACUAGGAAAAAGUCUACAUAUGCAUAUGUAUAUUUAAUUUAGUUUUGUUUUUGUCUAAAACCCAAUAUGAUUAUCACAGUUAAAAACCUUCAACAGCAAACUUUUACAAUUGAGUUUGCACCGGAAAAAACGGUUUUGGAGCUUAAGAAGAAAAUAUACGACGAGCGCGGUGCAGAGUAUGUGGCCGAGAAGCAAAAGCUUAUUUAUGCUGGCGUUAUACUAACGGAUGAGCGUACUGUUGGAUCAUACAAUGUUGAUGAAAAAAAGUUCAUAGUCGUAAUGUUGACUCGCGAUUCAUCCGGUUCAAAACCCAAUCUAAAUCGCACGAAGGAAUCUGACAAAAUGACAGACACCAACUCUUCAAAGGAUACCUUAGCUCCCGAGAAAGUCAGUACUAGUAGCACCACUGCUACUACGAAUGCGGAAGAGUUACCAUUAGUUGUUUCAAGUGAGACAACUGUUCCAAGACCUAUAUCUAGUAACGACUUAGUUGGCGAGUUAGCGAAUGCAUCUUUACAAUCCCGCGCUGAAUCCAACUUGCUUAUGGGUGACGAGUAUAAUCAAACCGUUUUGUCAAUGGUGGAAAUGGGUUACCCACGGGAGCAGGUGGAGCGUGCGAUGGCCGCCAGCUAUAAUAACCCAGAAAGAGCCGUUGAGUACCUCAUUAAUGGCUUACCAGUGGAGGAAGAAGCCAUAUUUAAUGUCGUUGAUGACCCAUCAACUCCUAGUGUAAUUACUACCGGACCGCAAAAUGUGUCUGCACCAUCUGCCGAUCGUCCAUCAGAAUCCAAUUCAGAUCCUUUCGAGUUUUUACGAAGCCAACCCCAGUUUCUUCAAAUGCGGUCUUUAAUAUAUCAAAAUCCUCAUCUUUUACAUGCAGUUUUGCAGCAGAUUGGUCAGACAAAUCCGGCUCUUUUACAACUAAUUUCGGAGAACCAGGAUGCGUUUCUUAAUAUGCUAAAUCAACCUAUUGAAAGUGAAUCAGAAUCAAAUGAUACUGUACCACGAGCUUCGAAUGCUCGUACGCAGCCGACUUCUGCUCAGAUUGGAAGCCUAUUUUCGUCAGAGUUGGAAGGAGCUGUUGCUGCACAAAGGACAACCGCAGGCUCAAGUGUGUUGCAGAGAGGAGACAAUGCUGCGGAAAACGACGAAAUUGAACAAACUUCAGGAGUCUCAACCAUUCGUCUUAACCCACAAGACCAGGACGCAAUAGAACGGCUAAAAGCACUUGGAUUCCCAGAGGCACUUGUACUGCAAGCUUACUUCGCGUGUGAAAAGGAUGAAGAACUAGCAGCUAAUUUCUUGCUUUCGUCUAGCUUUGAUGAUUAGGUUGGCCAAAUGUAAAAAGUUAUAUAUAUACUAUAUACCGAAAUCGUUACAAAUAAAAUUAGAAGUUCUAAAACCAAA
Drosophila gunungcola (fruit fly) is the source of this 1461-nucleotide messenger RNA. RefSeq names its product UV excision repair protein RAD23 homolog A (gene Rad23). The record is from RefSeq and is a predicted model, not a curated record. Gene Ontology annotation, cellular component: cytosol; nucleoplasm. Gene Ontology annotation, molecular function: proteasome binding; ubiquitin binding; damaged DNA binding. Lineage: Eukaryota; Metazoa; Arthropoda; Insecta; Diptera; Drosophilidae. The transcript has 5 exons. Bases 121 to 1383 code for a protein of 420 amino acids. Gene Ontology annotation, biological process: nucleotide-excision repair; proteasome-mediated ubiquitin-dependent protein catabolic process.